Messenger RNA from Cylas formicarius (sweet potato weevil), 4026 nucleotides. RefSeq names its product protein timeless homolog (gene timeout). Gene Ontology annotation, biological process: replication fork arrest; DNA replication checkpoint signaling; DNA repair. The record is from RefSeq and is a predicted model, not a curated record. The transcript has 20 exons. Gene Ontology annotation, molecular function: DNA binding. Gene Ontology annotation, cellular component: replication fork protection complex. NCBI's taxonomy places the organism in Eukaryota, Metazoa, Arthropoda, Insecta, Coleoptera, Brentidae. Bases 182 to 4000 code for a protein of 1272 amino acids.
CGCCCGAAAUUUGUCGACCUACAAAACAUAACCUUGAAUUGAUUGUUAUUGUACCAACUUUGUAAGUCAGUUUUAAACUUCGUUACGGAUGUGUUUAAUCAAGGUAAUGGCUACCAGUGAGAAGUUCGGAAGUAGUAUUUUUUUUGAUGCGGAAUGCAAAUAAACCAAUAAGAAUUAGAGAAUGUCCUCUUUAUUGUCGGCUGAUUUAGCGGCCGCUUGCAAUGCAUUGGGUUAUUUUGAUCCGAAAACUAGUAAAUACUAUGCCGAUGCGAAUACCUUGGAGACAGUUAAAGAUCUAAUACGGUAUUUGAGAAAAGACGAUGAAAAUUACGAUAUUCGAAGGCAGCUUGGUGAGACUAAAGUGUUGCAGACUGACCUGUUGCCCCUGCUUAAGAACUACUGGGAGGAGACUGAUUUAUUUGAUGUUCUGUUAAGAUUGAUUGUAAAUUUAACUACACCAGCACUUGUGUUAUGGAACGAAGAAGCUCCUGUAGAAAAAAUAUCACGCAAUCAUUUUUUACAAAUAGAAGACCAUCUUCAGGGCUAUAAAGAAGCCUUUGCCGAUGAGGCAGUUUGGGCUGUGCUGAGUACUAGACUGAGUAAACUUUUAGAAUUGGAUUAUUCUGAGCGGGGCGAUGAAAAUAGCCUUAUUAUCGAGAGAAUUCUUAUUUUGAUACGGAAUGUCCUGUACGUACCGGCUGACGUAAUGGAGAAAAGGCCGGACAACGACGCUAGUAUCCACGAUCAAGUAUUGUGGGCUAUACAUCAAUCGGGCAUGCUGGAUAUCAUCCUCUACGUAACCAGUUCAUCGGUAGAACAUAUGUAUUACUUUCACAUAUUGGAAAUAUUGUCGUUUAUGAUGCGCGAACAGAGGCCGUCUGAUCUUGCCAGCGCAGCUCUACAGCGCAGUCAAGUAGAAAAAGUGCGCGAUGAAGCCGAAUUGCUGGCGAUAAGGCAUCGGGAAACGAGAGACAAGCAGAAAAAGGCCAAAAUGUUCGCCGGCGCCAGACAUUCGAGAUUCGGAGGCACCUAUGUGGUGAAGUCGAUGAAGUCGAUCGGUGAGAACGAACUUAUUUACCACAAGCCGUUGAAGAAAUUGGACGAGUUAACCUUCGAUGAUGACAAGCGCAAAUUGAAAACACCAAAAAAUCGACAACCGAUUAUAGCCUGCACAUCAGAAAGGCGCAGCGCUUUCAGCAUACGACUUUUCCUGAAAGAGUUUUGCGUUGAAUUUUUGAACGGCUCAUACAACACUAUGAUGUAUCACGUGAAGGACAAUUUGGUGCGUGCUAGGGGACGUGUCCAAAGCAAUGAUUGCUCUUACUAUUUUUGGGCCAUGCGGUUUUUUAUGGAGUUCAACCGCCACUACAAAUUCGAAGUGAAAUUGAUCAGUGAAACUAUGUCAGUGCAAACCUUCCACUACGUACAGCAACAAAGCGAACAAUUCUACGAUUUAAUAGCGAGCGACAAGAAGCGGCUGAAAUUGUGGUCGAAGCGACUUCACGUGGCUCUCCUGGCUUACCGGGAGCUAUUUUUGACCCUAGCCGCGAUGGAUAAAUCGACCGAGAAAAGCGUUCAAGAUUCAUCAAAGGUCAUAAAGAAUAACAUCUUCUAUAUUCUGGAAUAUAGGGAAUUUAUAUUGGCCCUGUUGGUCAAUUUUGACGAAACCAAAAUGUCCGACCAGUACCUGAAGGACUUGAUCGAGACGCAGCACAUUUUCCUGAAAAUGCUGGAGAACUUCUGCGGCAAAGACGGAACCUUUAUUGUUCAACAGAAAGCAAGGAAAGCCAAAAACAAGACGAAAAAACAAAUCAAACCUAAUCAACGAGUUGCGGAAGAACUAAAUUUGGAUGGGAAGUGGGACGAAGUUGGUCCUCAAUUAUCCUGCGUCCUGGAAACGGUAACUGAAUUUCCCACCGACGUAGUUCCGUUUGACGCUGCUUCCGAUACCCCCAUAGAUGAUCAAAAAGCGGAAGCGAUGAGGAAUAUCCAAAGGAAACUACGCCGUGGGGACUUCGAAGGUGCUGUGGUGCUGUUGCGUGCCGCCAGGGAGGUUUGGCCAGAGAACGAUAGUUUCGGGAGCGAUAAUAUGGCGCCAGAGGAGGAAUUCUUAGCCUUGAGGGACGUAUUCUAUGCCGACUUGGGCGAAAACGAAAUAGCUCGUGAGACUGAUCAGCAAUCAGCGGACGAAGACACAGAAAAUGAGGAAGAGAAUGACGAACCCCACUCUAACGAGGGCACCUUCAAAUUUGAAGAUUUUACGAAGAGACUACCAAAUCCAAAGAUCGUUCGUGCAUGCGGGAUAGCUCUUAGACAAUUCGACAACAACACGGUACAUACCAACAUGUGCAUAGUGAAGCUGCUGCAUCGGAUAGCUUUCGAUUGCAAGAUGUACGUCAUGAUUUUUCAACUGAGCAUCUUUAGAACGUUCCAGAGGAUAUUUUCCAUGAAAGAUGCGCCUCAAAAUAAGGAACUUACGAAAUUUGCUACGUACAUCAUUCGCCAGUUCAUAAAGGUUUCAGAAACUAACAAGAAAGUGUUCAUGGAGGCGUUGUUUUGGAAAACCAGCCAGGAUUGCCAUCAGAUCGAGACGAACUACGCCGAAGAUUUGCAUAAAUCUACAGCAUCAGAAAGGGCGUGGUCCGAAGAACAAGAAGACGAACUACGCAGACUCUUCAUGGAACAUCAACAAACCAACAAUGGAGAAGACGUUGUCGACUGGAUUGUGGACAACCUAAUCAACACGAACCGUACUAGAAGAGGCGUCUUGAAGAAAUUAAAAGAAAUGUGUUUAUUAACGGCUUAUAAAGGAAGGAGGAAGAGUGGAAGUACCAGACCUUCCGCGACCUGGACGGCGGUAGAAGAGUCAUUGUUGCGCAAGUUGUAUGAAGAAUUUAAAGAUUUCGAUGAUCCUUUGGAAAGCGUUAUGCAAAGAUUGGAGGUCCCGAGACCUAAAAAUAGAAUUAUCGAGAAGCUCCUUGUCAUGGGGCUGAUACAGGAUCGGAAGGAGGUGCGAAAGAAAAAGUCAAGGUCGAGGUCGAGCCGAAAAUCUACCGGACAAAGUCAAUCGGAGAACGAAUCGGAUAUUUCCGAAGCAGAUUCGAUCAGGAGCUCAUCUCCAGGCAUAACUUCAUCUAACCAGAACAAGCGCGCUACAAAAAAGAAGGACACCAGAACAAAAGCUUUGGUUGGGAAAAAUCUAAAGAAAAGAAUACCAGUAGUGGCAGUUCCGAGGGCUCAGAUCAUUCAUCUACUGCUAAAAGUCGUUGAUAUGAGCAUAGAAAUGGAAGAGGCGCUCGCGUGGUUAAGGGACAGUUUAUCAGACGCCGUGGAAGAUUACGAGGAAGGAAAUAACGAAGGUAUUCCAUUAGUGCCUUUAAUGGAUUAUGCAGAAUCCGCUAUGGAGAACGACGAGUUUCGGAGGAUGCUGAAAGCAUUCGGGAUCCGCGAGCCCUUUGACGAACAGGAAAAAUAUUGGAGAAUUCCGGGCGAAUUACCGCUUCAAAUAUUGCAGAGUUAUUGCGAUCUAAUUCAGCAAGCCAUCGAUAGGACAUUGACUGAGGAAGGACACUUAGAACCUGCAAAUGAAAUUCAAAAUGAUAAAUCUAGCGACGAAGACGUCUUCCAAAAGCUCAGGGCUAUGACCAAGCCAAAAUCCCCAACCCCAAUUGCAUCCAAGCCGGCUGCGAACCAACAGAAAAAGAGUUUUGUCUUAGAAACUGAUUCUGAAGGUGACAAUGAAGUCGAAGAUCAUGAGGUGAAUAUCACUGAAGUAAGGGAAGACAGAGACAUCAGCACAAAUGGUGAAAUGGAACAGAAGAAUAAUGAUUCAAACCAUGCAACUUCUACAAGACCGUCGAGAAACCCAUUGGAUAGUGACGAUGAGGAAGAAGAACAAACUGGGGACAAAACCAAGAGAAUUCGUUCACCUUCGGAUUCUGAUUCCGGAAAACGCACAAUGAAACGAAGCCGUGUUCUUAUUGAGAGUGAUUCUGAAUGAAAUUUGUAUUUGUUGUCCAAUAAAGG